CUUGAUUUGAUACCGUCAUUGUGUAAGGUGAAAGUGGUUUUAUUCUCUGUCCAUUCUUUAUAAUUAUCUUUGGUUUUCCUAAUGGUUGAACCACCACUUCAAGUCGUAGAAGGAACCCGUGCUGGUUCGUCGCUGUAUUAUGACAAUGAUUGCUACCUAUAUUUUAAGGAAUCAACACGUAAUGGAAGUACAAUGGUAUCAACUUACUUUCGCUGUAGGAGAAAAUAUUGCACAGCAAGACUUGUGUGGCGAACUGGACAACAACUUUGUUACAGCCAUAAACACAACCAUAGUCCAGAAGAAGAAUUCUUAAACGAUCUAAAGUACAGGCAAAAACUACGUCAACGUGCAUCUGUGGAAAACAUACCGCUGAGUACCAUUUACAAUCAAGAGCAAGAAGUAUCUCCACAACUAGCUCUUUCAACAAGACCUUACAAUGGUACCGUUAGAAAAAUGAUGGAAAGAGCUCGCAAGAAAAAUCUUCCAAAGGUGCCGCGAAGUAUUCAGGAGAUCGACAAUUUCAUCAGGGACGAAAGAGCCAAGAAGUUUCGUGUUGAAAUGGGACCAGAAGAACGACCUUUUUAUGGAGGCCUUCUGGAAGUCCGCAUCCAAAAUACAGUUCAAAGAUCGAUAUAUUUUAUAUCUCCUACGGUUAAAAAAAUAGCAGCAACUAAAAAUAAUUGUGUUCUUCAGAUGGAUGGAACUUUUUCCGUGGUACCCAAAGCAGUAGGAAUAAAACAGUUAUUCUGCGUACAUCUGCUAUAUUCUGGUCAUGUGUUCCCGAUUAUGUAUUGUUUAAUGGAACGAAGAACCACGGCUGCAUAUGAACAAAUACUAGAAACCUUGAAGAAUAUUGUGCUCCCAAAUAAAACCGUUAAGAAGAUAAUGACAGAUUAUGAAGCUAGUUUAAGGAAAGCCUUAGGAAAAGUUUUCCCAGAAGCUCAGUUACUAGGAUGUUGGUUUCAUUUUGCUAAAGCAGUACACAAAAAAGCUAUGAAAUUAGGAUUAGGACGACAAAAUGUUAAUAGGAGUAUUAAAGAAGGUUCCCGUAUGGCAAUGGCUCUGCCCCUCUUACCUGAAAUGUCUUUCGAAGAAGGAAUAGAAGCAAUUUACGGAUGGAUGGAAAGUCACAUUGACACCGAAGAUGAAAAGAAGCAAAUGAAUCUGCUUUGUAGUUAUUUACGUAGAUGGAGAAACCAAAACGUGUCUGUGUACGGACAAGAAUUUAGAACAAACAACGCCGUCGAAUCUUUCCAUAGUACACUUGUUCAAAUGAUUGGGAACCCUCAUGUGUCCUUUUGGAGAUUCAUUGAAUCAUUACGCAAAGUAGAACAUAAAAAAGCGUGUGAUGCCAUAAGAGUCCAUCGAGGAGAAUAUAUAACAAUGUCUCGGGGUCAAAAACUGAAAAGAAUACAAGCAGCAUUAGAUAAAGAAAAACAACGAUUUGACAACGAUGAGGACAGAGAUAUAGGUUUAUUCUUACGAAAAAUUUCGAAUAUUAUGAAAGGGGAAUUCGAUCAGUGUCAGGUAGAAGAAGAAAUGAACCAAGAAAAAACAGAAAUAGACACCAUAAAUGGACAGAAAACUGUGGAAGAAAUAGAAAAUACGCGUUUUAAAGAAAUGGAGCUAUGAAAGUUAAAUAUUCAGAAAUAACAAUACCAACAUGUACUUACAGAUAUAUAUUUAAAGCUGGAAACUUAACUCUAGUGAAGACAGCAGAUUCCCUCUAAAACUACUGUUAAAUAUGACUGUGUUACUAUAGUAAAGCAGCAGUAGCUGAAGACUGCUAUAAA
Messenger RNA from Zophobas morio, 1793 nucleotides. RefSeq lists its product as uncharacterized. The transcript has 5 exons. The record is from RefSeq and is a predicted model, not a curated record. The coding region runs from base 82 to 1632 and encodes 516 amino acids. NCBI's taxonomy places the organism in Eukaryota, Metazoa, Arthropoda, Insecta, Coleoptera, Tenebrionidae.